AUGGACCGAGGCAACGUGACCCUCUCACCUAUAACCUGGACAAGCUCCAGCCAGCCCCCAGCAUCCAUGAAGAGCACUAACCUGGCCAUUGCUGUGUUGCUCUUUGCCACCUUCCUAGUGGGUGUAGUGGGGAACGGGCUGUACCUGUGGGUGCUGGGGCUGAAGAUGAGGAGGACGGUGACCACCCUCUGGUUUCUCCAUUUGGUCUCCUGUUCUCUCCUCUUUACCCUGAUGCUCCCUUUCUUCACUGUCCAUGUUCUCCUUGGUUUCCACUGGGUCUUCGGCACUGCCAUGUGCAAGGUCCUCAGUGCCUGCACCCAUCUGGGCAUGUUCUCCUCUGUCUUUCUCCUUGCCCUCAUCAGCCUGGACCGCUACACCCUCACCUGCUGCCCUGUCUGGUCCCGGCAUCACCGCACCAUGUCCUGGGUCAGGAAGCUUGUCAUGGGUGUGUGGCUGGUCUCCUUCACCCUUAGUGCUCCCUACCUGUUUUUCCAGGAGACCUGGGAGAUGGAGGGAGACAGGGUCAUUUGCACCAUUUAUUACAUCCUCUCCAGAGACCAGGACAGAGCUGAGGUGCAGGCCUGGAGGGUACACAUGUACAUUGUUCUGUUCGUGGUCCGUUUCCUACUGGGCUUCCUGCUGCCCUUCUGCAUCAUCGCAGUAUGCUACGGCCGGAUGGGGCUGGAGAUGAAGGAGAAGGGGCUGGCACGGAGCAGCAAGCCCUUCAAAGUCAUGGUGGCCGCGGUGGUGUCAUUCUUCUUUGGCUGGCUGCCCUACCACCUCUAUCAGAGCUUGACGCUCAUCAGAGAUGUGCCACAGUCAUUGGCUGAUGCCUUCCUGCUCAUUAGCAUCAUCAUGUUCUGCUUUAACGUCUGCUUCACUCCAGUCCUCUACCUCUUUGUGGGGCAGACAUUCCAUCAGGUGUUCAGGACAUCCCUCUUCGCUCAGGUCAAAGCGGCUUUUCAUGAGGAUCUCGAUAGUGAUGUGUCUGGACCAGAUUCUAGAGGGAGAACAGGCGAGAAACUAACUGCAUGAAGUAGAGAAAAACUUGAACUCCUGCAAAAUCUAGAUACCUGUUACUUUUAAACUGAUUGGGUUCUAGGUAUCUCAAUAUGUCCUUACUGCAUAGAAUUUCUUUGGGUCUAGAUUCACAGCUAGCUCUAGAUUCUCAUGUGUUCUAUGUCUCUUGGCAUAUUAUAAUUAAGGCUCCAAGUCUGUCAAAGGUGUCACAGAUUCUGUGACUUUUUGUGACCUCUGACUUCU
Trachemys scripta elegans is the source of this 1263-nucleotide messenger RNA. Its product is annotated as probable G-protein coupled receptor 33. The transcript has a single exon. The record is from RefSeq and is a predicted model, not a curated record. Bases 1 to 1035 code for a protein of 344 amino acids. Gene Ontology annotation, molecular function: G protein-coupled receptor activity; complement receptor activity. Lineage: Eukaryota; Metazoa; Chordata; Testudines; Emydidae. Gene Ontology annotation, biological process: positive regulation of cytosolic calcium ion concentration; phospholipase C-activating G protein-coupled receptor signaling pathway; inflammatory response. Gene Ontology annotation, cellular component: plasma membrane.